AUGUGUAAAUGUAAAAUAUCUAUAUUUCAACUUGCUUUAUUGUAUUUUAUUGAAAUUUACUGUGGUGAUUACGUUGAAUCAAAUAAUUCAAUUAGCUUGGAGAGUGAAGAUAUAAAUGAGGUGCAUAGUACAGAGUACUUAGAUACACUAGAUAAUGAUUUUGAAAAGAAUAAUGCAGUAUAUAAUAAAAAUAGCAUAAUAGAAAAAUCAAUUGAAAGUAUUAGGUUACAAAGAGAAGAUAAAAGACAAGCUUCCAAUAAAGAAACGUGGGAUAAUAAUGAACGUAAAGAGGAUUCUGAUCAAUAUUUACAUGCUAAUACCACAACUUUCAUUAAGUGCCCAUUGAAAAACGACCAAAGUGAAGAGAACAAUGAUAGCAGUGAAGAGAUUGAAUGCAAGAACACUCUCUUAAACCAUCCCUUCUCUGCUUCGAUACUGCGUAAAGGCUCCCAUUACGCUUCUGGAGCUUUAUUGGAUAAUCAGACAGUGCUUACAGUGGCAGCAGAUUUUUAUAAUGUCAGAGAGUCCAUUAAACUCUAUAAAGUGAGACUAGGUUCCGUAAAUUGCAAGAAGGGAGGGAAAUUACUCCAUAUUAAAAGCAUCCAUAUACAUCCCUCGUAUGAGAGCGGAAACCCUGCAUUCGACGUUGCUGUAUUUAAACUUGCUGAACAGGUCAAGCUAACUGAGUAUAUCAAGCCUAUAUUCCUGUCUAAUGUUACACAAAAGGUUAUAAGUGCCAAUUUUAUGACUACUUAUUGGCCGAGACUUAUUGUUCAAGGUAAAACUCUCCCGAAGUCAGCAAAGGAGCGUAUAAAAUACCAUAACAUGAGAGUAUCUACCCAAAAGCUUAUCCCUUGGAAGAAUUGCUAUACACUCAUGGAGUCAACUGGAGUGGAGUUGAAUCAGAACAGUUUGUGUCUGAAGCCUAUCAAGACACACCAUAGUGUCUGCAUGCCCGAUCCAGGAGCACCAGUUUUAGCCGAGGAUGGACUCUGGGGCAUCAGUUCAGGUUGGACGUCAAAGAAUUGCAAGUCUUCACAAAGUCCUACCAUCUUCACUAGAACCUCAUUGAGUCCCGUACGAAAGUGGCUGCAGAAACUGAUGUCAUGAAAUUCGUCUGAAUUAGAGAAACCAAGUCACGUUUUAUGUAUAUCUGAAUAAUGUUUAUCUUUAUUGUGUGAAGAAUGUCUCAAAGUGUCAGUCACUUAAUCUGUAAAAUGUCUUGAAAUUAAUCUUUGCGAUGUGUAUGUUUCUAAUUUCAGGUUGCCUACGUAUAACAUAUCAUGUUUGUAUCUUUUUGUUCAUCUUACAGAAGUCAAUAUAUUUGUAUGAGAAAAAUUGUAAUUUCUUCGCCAAGCUUACACAUUACACACAAAAUAUUAUAUUCCUUACGAUGAACUAUAAAGACGCAACUGAAUAUUUUAAUUUCCUAAAAAUUACAUAUAAAAAUAAUUCGUUGAAUGUGCUCAAGUGAUAGUAAGUAAGUCUUCAUGAUAAUUAAUAAUGUGAUAAUGACCAUAUGCUUGUAAAGGCUCGCUUAUGUCUAUUUGUAUUAAAUGUUUUAGUAUAUAAAAAAUGACGAAUAUGUUUAGUUGAAAACAUACCAAAACUAAUAAUUAUCAAUUUAUGUUUAAAUCGAUUAUAGACAUCUAAGAAACUUGGGGAAAAUGUUGUUAUCUGCAUUAUGCUAUUAAUUUUAGCUCGUGUAAAUAAGUAUUAUGAUAUUAAAGUAUAUUUUUGUAAAGUUGUUUGCAGUUUCUUUUAUUCUGCUUGGAUUAGAAGAAAGAUCUACUAAUAUCGUGAGUAGCGCUUCUCAGGAUUGUUUGAAGGAUAUUUUCAAUAUUCAUAUCGAUUGUAGCUGAGUAGUUUACAACAUCGGUUUUAAUGUGUAGAAUAUCUGAAGUCCCGAGUCUUCAGAUAUUUGACUUCAGAUACUUUGAUUCGGUUUAGAUAGUAUUCUGUUUUUUUCGACAAUGUAAUUACUUAUCGAUUAUGGUUAUGAUGCUCGUUGAAAACUUUUUGUUUAUGUCUUAGACAAAAAUAUAUAAUUUUAAUCUGAAUAUACGUGAACAUAAAAACAGGAAAAAAUGGAGCCUAUUAGUAGAGGCGUAUGUACUGCUGUGGACUGCUUUGGCCUGAUAUAAAGUAAACACGUCAAUUCUUAUGAGAAUAAAUAUCUUUAAACCUAAACUUAAUAACGGCCGGUUUAAAUAGUAAAUUAACUUUUUAUGUCAUUUCAUCUCAAAUGUGGGUGAUGUGGUACAGAUUUCCAUAAUAUUUAUAGAAUAUGUUUUUUUAUUAUAAAACCUGGGAUUUCACUGAUGUAUGUGGUAUUUUUAAUAUUUAUUUACAUUUCUUCUAUAUGUGCAUAGUAUAUCUUACUAGCUGAUUGGUGAUUUUUUUCACUAACGGGCUG
Messenger RNA from Diatraea saccharalis (sugarcane borer), 2416 nucleotides. NCBI's taxonomy places the organism in Eukaryota, Metazoa, Arthropoda, Insecta, Lepidoptera, Crambidae. The record is from the annotation of a GenBank genome assembly.